AAUUGAAUGGGGAAGUUUGUCGCUCGUGCGCGAGGAGUCCAGCAGCAGCAGCAGAAGCGCGCGAGCUCAGCGCAGCACAGCACGAGCACCCGCCGCGCGCUCCCGUCACUCUGAUAUAUAUUAUCUAUGUGGAGGUAAGGGUCUGCGGGCACGCGCUCUCACUUUAGGAUCUGACAGCUCUGUCACUGGAGGCGCGCGCGCGCGAGGAUGGACGUCAUUCCCAUGUGCAGCAUCUUCCAGGAGCUGCAGACCGUCCACGAUACGGGCUACUUCCCCGCGAGACCCUCUCUGGAGGAGAACUGGCAGCAGACAUGUCUGGAGCUUGAGCGCUACCUGCAGAGAGAGCCGUACGUGUCCCCGGCUGACCUGAGGUCAGUCUGUGGGUCAGACGAUCUGUGGACGCAGCUGAUUCGCUGCUGCGGGGAGGCUGGCUCUUCCGUGGCCCCGCCGAAAGCCUCCCUCCCUGGGCACAACCAAAGCCAAGCCGGCCUGUCCGCUCUGGAGCUCCACGGCUGCGGGUCGGACUCCAGCAGUGAGGGAUCAGACAGCGGUGAGGAGCUCUCCCCCUCUGCAGACCACCACUCCCACCCCCUCACCCACGCCAUGACUGCUCGAGACCCCCUGAGGGCACACACACACUCCCUGCCCCAAACCACAGUGGUGAAGAUGGCUCCCGAGACCGUCCUGUCACUUUCGCUCGGACACGCGGUGGCGGAGGAGGUCACGGCGGAGGAGGAGAGGUCAGGAGCCGGAGAGGUCAAAGGUGAAGGGCCGGUGGAGGGCAGGAGGCGGGUCCACCACUGCCACUUUAACGGCUGUAGGAAAGUGUACACCAAGAGUUCACACCUGAAAGCACACCAGCGCACACACACAGGUGAGAAGCCGUACAGGUGUUCUUGGGAUGGAUGCGAGUGGAGAUUUGCCCGGAGUGAUGAGCUCACUCGACACUUCAGAAAACACACCGGGGCGAAACCCUUCAAAUGCAGCCACUGCGACAGGUGCUUCUCUCGCUCGGACCACCUGGCUCUGCACAUGAAGAGACACACCUGAAGAGAGGGAUGAGAGGAUGAAGAAAGAAAAAGAAGAAGAACUGUCUGAAUGAAAGACAGCAUUACAGAGGGAGAGAGAGAGAGAGAGAGAGUCUGUGGUUCUGUGGAGGAAUGACUGUGGCUUUUUGUCUGUGCUGUGUGGCAGGAAGUUGAGUGACUGUGUGUGUGUGUGUGGGUUUGGGGGGGUUGGUUGGUUAUCUGGCACACACAUGCUGUAAAGAGCAGAGCUGCGGAUACAACAGCACAGCGCCUCCUGUGGACAGAGGAGGAAGUGCAUUCCUGAAAUACAAUGAGUCUGAGUGCUUGAGAGGAAGAUUAUUAUUUUGGUAUUAAGUGCAGCUAAUUAAUGUGCAAUGCGAGUGCGUGAAUGCGUGUAUGUGUGCAUGUACGCGAGUGUGUUUACAUGAGUGCAUGAAUAGGAGUGUGUGAAUGUGAGUAUUUGUUAAUGUGAAUGCGAGCGCAUGAGUGCGAGAACGCAAAUGCUAAUGCGUAAAUGUGAAUGCGUGUAUGUGAGUGUGUAAAUGCGGGUACGUAAGUGCAUGUACAUGAGUGCUUUAAUGCGAGUGCAUGUAUGUGAGAGUGUAAAUGCGACUGUGUUCACGUGAGUGUGAAUGCGAGUGCAUGCAUACGAGUUUGUGAAUGUGAGAGCAUGUAUGCGAGUGCUUGAAUGCGAAUGUGUGAAUACGUCUGUGUUUACGUGAGUGUGUGUAAAUGUGAGUGUUUUUGUGAGUGUGUAAAUACGACUGUGUUUAUGUGAGUGUGUGUAAAUGUGAGUGUGUUUGUGAGUGUGUAAAUGCGACUGUGUUCACGUGAGUGUGAAUGCGAGUGCAUGCAUACGAGUUUGUAUAUGUGAGAGCAUGUAUGCGAGUGCUUGAAUGCGAAUGUGUGAAUACGUCUGUGUUUACGUGAGUGUGUGUAAAUGUGAGUGUGUUUGUGAGUGUGUAAAUACGACUGUGUUUAUGUGAGUGUGUGUAAAUGUGAGUGUGUUUGUGAGUGUGUAAAUACGACUGUGUUUAUGUGAGUGUGUGUAAAUGUGAGUGUGUUUGUGAGUGUGUAAAUGCGACUGUGUUCACGUGAGUGUGAAUGCGAGUGCAUGCAUACGAGUUUGUGUAUGUGAGAGCAUGUAUGCGAGUGCUUGAAUGCGAAUGUGUGAAUACGUCUGUGUUUACGUGAGUGUGUAAAUGUGAGUGUGUUUGUGAGUGUGUAAAUACGACUGUGUUUAUGUAAGUGUGUGAAUGAGACGGUGUUUAUGUGACUGCAUUAAUGCGAGGGUGUCAAUGCGAGUGUGUGUAUGCAAGAGCAUGUAUGCGAGUGCAUGAAUGUGAGUGUGUAAAUGCAACUGUCUUUAUGUGAGUGUGUUAAUGUGACUGUGUUUAUUUGAGUGUGUGAAUGAGACUUUUUUUUAUGUGAGUGUGUGAAUGGGAGUGCGGCAAUGUGAGUGCGUGAAUGCGAGUGUUCUAUAUGUUCUAUAUUAUCAGCGUUCUCUGUUGCAGUGUGUGGAUGGCACAGUUGAAUUGCUGUGCAGCUAUUGAGUGUCAUUAUGAAUGAGUGCACUUUACUGAAGGCCUGCCUUAUAAACUCCGCCUCCUGUAACCCUGAGCACUAUGUGUCUUUAAAUGCUUAGUGUUGUGAGUGUGUCUAAGGUUAGCUACACUGCUAACAAGAUCCAGCUGUUCAGCAGAGGUGGGUCGAGUAUCCUAAACCCAUACGCCAAUGAACCUAUCAUGACUUUUCCAGAAAUCAGUUUUAUUAAGCGUAGGGCAUCUGUCAUGAUAAUGACAUUAAUUACAGUAAUUAUGAUUUAUCUUAAAGUAUGUUGACAUAAGUACAAAUGAAGCUAUCAGAGUACUUGAUUAGGUAGUGGUAAAAUUUUACUAAAAUUGUUUUUCUUACAAAUAUACUUGAAUUAAACACAUUUUAAAAUGCUCAGGAAAUUACAAAUCCACCAAAACCGUCUACAAAUUGUUACUCUGCUGUACCUCUGCUGCUAAGAGUCCAUGGCACUCUAGCCCAACAUUCCCCAAAAAAACAACUGAUUGAGUGUGGUGGUCUGGACAUGAGGUGUGUUUAAGUAAAUUUCUGGUGUAUUGCUAUCUUGGCAAAAGAAAACACAGCUGUGCAACUGACUGAUUACAACCCUGACAACAGUCAACAGUCUGAAGUUCAUUGCUAUCUUGGCGAAACAGGUGCCCAAAACACAUUUAUGAUUAAUUAAAAUAAUUAGUGCAUAUCUUUUGCAUUUUUCGAGAUGCACAAGUGUACUGUUCCUGUCGUUAUGAUAGCAAAGUCACACUGACAGGCACUAAAUCAAGCUGCACACUUGACGAGUCGCCAAUAGGUUGCUAAAAUACAGCCCUUAGUCUUGGUUAAAUAUAAGGAUAUAAAAGUUAAGUUUAGUAAAAUAAAAUGGAAGGUUCAUUAAAUAAGUUAGUUAUAGUUUAUAUUGCAGUUAACCAAAUACAUUCCCCAAAAAACCAACAGUUGAGUCUAAUGCAUUUAAUAACAUUGAUUUAAAGCUUACCAUUAUUAAUGUGACUAUACUGCUAUAUUUAUAUCUAUAUAACGAUGUAAAAGCAUACCUUAAACAUGCACAUAUGUAGAUAAACUAUAGUAGGAUUAAGUGUACUUAUUGAUACAUGGCAAACUUUACAAGUUAAUGGAAUUAAGCUCCUUAAACAGUUAAGUUUAACUCCUAAAGUUAAACUGGCCCAACCAUUAAAAUAAAAUGCUGAUGGAAAAAAAAAUUUUAAUUUACUUUACAAUAAAAGUCUGUCUUUGGGUGCAUAACAACAUACGCAGCUACAAAUGUAAUACAACCAAUACAGGUUGGUUUCGAUUCCGGGUCAUGCUGUUUGCCAUCAGCAGCCGGAGUCUGAGAGAGAGCACAAUUGGCCGUGCGAUCUCUCUCCACAUUCCUAAUUUAAUGCGGUCAGCACAGGCAUCUGGUUGCUUUCCUCUUGAGUAGUUCUUUCACCACCUAGUGGAAGUUGGAAAAGAGGCAGAGUCUUAUUUUACUUGUAUCGUAUAUCGGAGGAGGCAUGUUUUAGUCUUCAUCCCCGAGGCUCCCAGCAGUCCCUCAGAAAUGGCUCUGUAAUCCAGCGUUGGGGAUGUUGAUGCGUGUUGGGGAACGCAUGUUGGGUCAGGGUACUCUGGACUCUCAGGCUUGUUUGGAAUGCUAAUUAUGCUAAUUAUGCUGGAAUGCUCAUCACAUGUGCUUUCACUGUUUAAAGACUCAGUGCUCAGCUGGAGCUCAGUGUCAUCAAGCUAUACAGUGUAUAUAUAUAAAAAAAAAAAAAAAACAUUGUUUUAACCACAAUUGCUGGGAAAGAAACUUUGAAGGGUCCUAAAAGCAGAGUCUCUUUACAGCUAUAAAGCAUGAUUUUCUUGUAUUUUGUUUUGUUUGUUUGUUUGCCUCUGUCAUAUUUGAUGCUGUAUAGUCAUCGUGCCUUAAGGCCUGGCCUGCAAACCAAUCAGGAAUCAAAAGCCAGAUAAGCCCAGCUGUCCAGUAAGUCAGUGUCCAAAAAACAUUCUGAUAAAGGGUAUAAACACAAAGAAUCUCUCAACAUGCUUUGAUAUAAUGCCAUUUUAGAGAAUCCCAAAUAAGAAUUGUAAGGUUCAUACUGCAGAACAGCCCCUUAAAGACAUGCCUAAAUUAGUAGAUCUGUUUAUUUGCAAUUGUUUUAGUUACUUUUACAUUAUAAUUAAGUUAUGAAGGGCAAUAAAUACUUUAAAUGUGAUUUAAACAUGAUUUUUACUGUGUAACCCCUUUCAAAAUAUUUCACAAUCCCCUAACUUACAAACUUACAACCCUAUUGACAACUAUAAAUAUAUACACAUAUACUGUAUGUUAUACUGUUAAUUUGAUUUGAUACUGUUUAUUCGUUAUUCAUUUGAUCCGGUACUUUUCCUACUUUUCCUAAAGUACCACUCACUGAUGGUGACUCGUGAACAUAACAUCUGCCUGUGCCUUUUAAAUAGCGACAAAAUUUACUUAUAUAUCUACACCAAUGAGUGUGGUGGUCUGGACGUGAGGUGUGUUUAAGUACAUUUCUGGUGUAUUGCUAUCUUGGCAAAAGAAAAAACAGCUGUGCAACUGACUGAGUACAACCCUGACAACAGUCAACAGUCUGAAGUUCAUUGCUAUCUUGGCGAAACAGGUGCCCAAAACACAUUUAUGAUUCAUUAAAAGAAUUAGUGCAUAUCUUUUGCAUUUUUCGAGAUGCACAAGUGUACUGUUCCUGUCGUUAUGAUAGCAAAGUCACACUGACAGGCACUAAAUCAAGCUGCACACUUGACGAGUCGCCUAUAGGUCGCUAAAAUACAGCCCUUAGUCUUGGUCAUGUAUAAUGAUAUAAAAGUUAAGUUAAAAUGGAAGGUAAAAUAAAAUGGUUCAGUAAAUAAGUUGGUUAUAGUUUAUAUUGCAGUUAACCAAAUAUAUUACAUUCCUGCCACCACAAGAUAAAGAUCUGCUAAUCAGAAUAGAGCUUAUUUUCAUACUUAUUUCAUUGUUCGCAUCAAGCAUCAAAAGCAUCAAUCAAAAUCCCUUAAUCCCACAGAAACAGUGAAAAGUCUCAGGGAUAAAAAAAAAAAUGCAACAGAAACCUUUUUAAGUGUAUUUUUUGGAGCUUACUUACUGGACUAAAGCUUGCAUUACAGUAAUGUUUUACUUUCACAAUAUAUUUUUAUUAACAGCACUGUGCAAAAGUCUGAGAAGCUUCUGAGAAAAUGCAAUUAAAACUUAUUAUAUAAACAAACGAUAACGAUUUUUGUUUUUUUAAAGAAAAAGCUCUACUCAGGAUUAGGGGUGGGAUGGUUUGGUUUGGAGAGACAGAUAAUCUGCUGGUGUUGAUCCACUGUGUUAUAUCAAGUCUUAAGUCAGUGCAGUUCACGCUUCAUGCAUCCCUCUGCUUUUAAAGAGAUGCGGAUUUCAUUUUCCAGCAGGACUUGGCACACUGCCCACACUGCCAAAAGUACCAAUUGGUCUUAUAUAACAUUCUAAUUUUCUGAGACACUGAUUUUUAGGUUUUACAUGUUUAACUAAAUUACUGAAAUAAAGCGACUUUUAAUUAUCUUAUUUUUUUUGAUGCACUAGUAUAAUGCUUUAUUGGUAAAACUAGAUUAAUAUAGUAAUAUUGUAUUAAUGUAAGUUUUUUUCAAGGCUGCUAAAGACUUUUGCACAGUACUGUAUGUAGUCAGUAUUUUUAUUUUAAGUCAGUGGAGUUGAUCAACUCUAUUUUAUCCUUUUUAGCAAAUGGAAUGCAUUUAAACAUGUGGGAGAAAGAAAAGGAGGUGUAAUUUCAUUAUUAAGCUUUUAUAUGUAACCCAGCCUUACAUGAAUAUUCUGCAGCACUUAUCUUAGACCAAUGAAUUUGCACUGUAUAGCAUUAUAGUACAGAUAGAUUUGUGAUUAUUGUCAUGGUACGGUUAUAUUCACUUUUCAUAAAAAGGCCCAGGUGGGAUUCAGGCGCACAGAUGUACAGAUUUAACUGUGGUAUUUUUAUGUUGUUUUUUUUUGUUGUUUUUUUACAUUUUUUAUUUUGUUAUCAUUGAACCACUGCUUUUUUUGAUCUGAUGGUCACUAUGUUCUUUAUUAAACCACUAGAAGGAAGGAAAAGCUAAUAUGAGAUGAUUUUCUCGCUUAGGCCUGAUAUUGGUCUGUUUUACAUAGUUAAUGGGGAUUUACACUUUAUUUUUAUUUUUUUGGUAUUAAAAAUGUAGUGAUAGAUUUAUUAAACAUCAGGGAGGUCACAGAUGUUUGUUAAGUGUGUAUGUACAUUUUGAACAAAAAGAGUUUGUACAUCUGUUAUGCAAAGUAAAAGAAUAAAGGUUUUAUUUUCAUGCGGUAUAUGUAGAUAUAAAUGAAUUAUUUGACUUGGCUGGUAUUUCCAUUAUAUCUUUUAUGGGCUAAAAUGCAAAAAUAUAUAUAUAUAUAUAUAUUUAAAGUUCAAGUUUACAGCAGCAAAUUUUAUGAAUUGUUAAGAUGAAUCGGGUCAGCUGCAUUAUAUUCCCACUUUCUUAAUUACUGCUCAUGUUGUAAGACUUUUGAAAUUGUGUUUGUUUGUUUGUUUGUUUGUUUUUUGAGGUUCAUAUAUAAUAUUUUUCUCUUUUUUAUAAUUCACAUUUUUAUACCAAGUAUCCCGUUUUAAAAAAUAUAAAUGGUCCAUACAACCAGUUUGUUAUGUCAAAUACAUUUUUAAUGCAUUGAAUUGUU
Astyanax mexicanus (Mexican tetra) is the source of this 7260-nucleotide messenger RNA. RefSeq names its product Kruppel-like factor 6b (gene klf6b). Gene Ontology annotation, biological process: regulation of transcription by RNA polymerase II. Gene Ontology annotation, molecular function: DNA-binding transcription factor activity, RNA polymerase II-specific; RNA polymerase II cis-regulatory region sequence-specific DNA binding. The transcript has 4 exons. Lineage: Eukaryota; Metazoa; Chordata; Actinopteri; Characiformes; Acestrorhamphidae. The coding region runs from base 208 to 1050 and encodes 280 amino acids. The record is from RefSeq and is a predicted model, not a curated record.